UAAACCAACUACUAAAAGAAGGUCUUUAAAAAGCUUUAUUUUGUUGCAGCAUCAUUAUGACAGAUUAUCAACUACCAGUGGGAAUAUUUAAAAGAUUAAUUAUUUCUAACCUGCAUUUUCUCCACUUGGCCUGAAAUAAUGGAGCAAAAUAACACUGUUACUGAGUUCAUACUGCUAGGACUGACCCAAGACCCAACGAAAAAGAAGAUGGUAUUUGUAAUCUUCUUCAUAUUUUAUGUGGGAACUGUGGUAGGGAAUUUGCUCAUUAUUGUGACCAUCAAGUCCAGCCGCACACUUGGGAGCCCCAUGUACUUUUUCCUAUUUCAUUUGUCCCUUGCUGAUUCCUGCUUCUCAACUACAACAGCCCCCAGACUAAUUGUGGAUUCACUCUUUGCACAAAGAACCAUAUCUUACAAUGAGUGCAUGACUCAAGUCUUUGCAAUACAUUUCUUUGGCCCUGUAGAGGUCCUUGUUCUCAUCUUCAUGGCUAUUGAUCGCUAUGUGGCUAUUUGUAAGCCCUUACAUUACCCAACCAUCAUGAGACAGCAGGUUUGCACAAUCCUGGUAGUUCUUGCAUGGAUAGUGGCUUUUAUCCAUUCCACUACUGAGAUAAUGCUGGCCUUGAAAUUGCCUUUCUGUGGACCCAAUUUGAUUAAUCAUUACUGCUGUGAUUUGCAGCCCUUGCUGAAACUUGCAUGCAUGGACACGUAUAUGAUCAAUCUAGAAUGGGUGUCUAACAGUGGGAGCAUUUGCACAGGCAGUUUUGUGUUUCUGAUGAUUUCAUACAUUGUCAUCUUGCAUUCACUGAGAAAUCACAGUGCAGAAGGGAGGAGAAAAGCUCUCUCCACCUGCAUUUCUCACAUCAUCGUAGUAGUCUUAUUCUUUGGUCCAUGUAUAUUCAUAUAUGCACGUCCCCCAACCACUUUCCCCAUGGACAAGAUGAUGUCCGUAUUUUAUACUAUUGGGACCCCUUUUCUCAAUCCAUUCAUCUACACACUGAGGAAUGCAGAAGUUAAAAAUGCCAUGAGAAAGCUAUGUCAUAUCACAACUACCUCAGAAAGCAGGAGAUGAAUUGAGGGUUUUGGUUGAUUCUUUAAUCUGUCAGAUGUCAAAUAUAAUAGUGUAUAUCCUCACUUGUCCUAACAUACUCUAUUACAGUGCACCUGAUUUCCUUACAUUUUUCUAUACUUCUGCCCUCAAACUUGUAGCUUCCCUCAUAAUGCCAGCCAGGUUCUUACCUCUCCUGAGAAUUCAAUUCUGUCAUUGUUGAUUAUGAAAUACUCCUCACAUUUCAGUCUACACUCUGGUUUGAUAAGAAGAAAAAUAUUUAUACAAUCACAACUGUUCAAACAGUGAUUAUUCAUAAAUAUAAAAAGAGCAUAUUCUCUAAGAUUUGUAAUUCUCUCUGUAGAAAAUUUCAAACAAGAUAUCCUGCUUUCUCUUGAACACGUCAGAGCAAAGGAACU
Messenger RNA from Neogale vison (American mink), 1466 nucleotides. RefSeq names its product olfactory receptor 4C11-like. The coding region runs from base 139 to 1071 and encodes 310 amino acids. The record is from RefSeq and is a predicted model, not a curated record. The transcript has 2 exons. Gene Ontology annotation, cellular component: membrane. Gene Ontology annotation, biological process: G protein-coupled receptor signaling pathway. Lineage: Eukaryota; Metazoa; Chordata; Mammalia; Carnivora; Mustelidae. Gene Ontology annotation, molecular function: olfactory receptor activity; G protein-coupled receptor activity.